Messenger RNA from Orcinus orca (killer whale), 6625 nucleotides. RefSeq lists its product as uncharacterized. The transcript is spliced from 2 exons. The coding region runs from base 3805 to 4755 and encodes 316 amino acids. NCBI's taxonomy places the organism in Eukaryota, Metazoa, Chordata, Mammalia, Artiodactyla, Delphinidae. The record is from RefSeq and is a predicted model, not a curated record.
UAGAAAGCGUAGUUCAGUGAAUUGUAUUGGUGCACUGCCCAAGUAAGGCCUUACCAGGUGAAUCUAAAGCCUACUUUUAUUUUGGUUAAUGAAAAAACAAAUCUAUCAAUAAUCUGUUUUGUGAGUUUUCUCAGUUUAUUAUCAGGCAAACACAAGACAUUAAUGUAUUCUUUUGAUUUACUUCCUAAUUAUAAAAGCUGCUUCUUUGCAAGACAUUCCUUGAAAAAUAAGGUUUUGUAAAGACAUAAUAUCACUUGAACUUUUUGGUGGAGUGGAGUACAGGUUGAUCUUUAUACUUUACUGGUUGAUAAAAAGUCUUCUGCCAAGAGAUUUCUAGUCUCCUGCAUAACCAGGGUUUUGAGGAUAGAUAAUUGUAUUUUUAAAAAUAUCUCAUCAUAGCGUAUCUGCUUUGGAAAUAACAAUAAAUAAAAAAUGAAGUUAGGAAAUGUGAUUAAUUUUUUUCUUUUAAAAUAGUUUGGCACAUGAAUUACUUUCAAGCUCAGGUUUUUACAGAAAAGCAUUUUAAUCAUAUUUUCCUGUACCUCUGCGCUUGACGAACGCUACCCUUGCAAGCUUUAUUUGCAGAUCUUCAAACUAAAAAUCCGAAUAUGGUGUGAUGACAGGCAGGCCGUCUGUGUUAGGUAGCAGUGUCUGUUGUUUUCACUGUUGGCCAUAUUCAGCGGUAUCCUGGUCAUAAAUGACCAGGCAAGAAAACAAAGUAAAAUUGUAAAGUAGUGCCUUUAGAAAGGGCAUGACUGUCUUUAACUGUCUUCUGUGGUAAAGUAACGGUGAAGCCCUUAAGUAAGCCGAAGGAGGGUGCGUUCCCUUCCCACCCAUGAUACUGAACUGGAAACUGGGAUGUGGCUCACAGGCCGCUGGGGGGCAGGAGGCAGCUGCACAAGUGGUCGCGUCUGCGUGAAAUGGCGGUAGAUGCAAAUGGAAACACCUUUGCACUCCCACGCCCUGCCCCAGGCUCUCCUCUGUCCCUCUUAAAGGCAGGCGUGUGGUUGGAGGUUCCUGCAAGAAUGGGGCUCAGCCUGCAGCCUGUUGGUUCAGCAGGAAGUCCCUCAAAUGUCUCCUUAUCCUCUGACAGCACGCUACUGACAGGAUGAGGAGAAUCGGUCCUAAAGUGAGUAGUUCCCAUCCUUGCGUCAAGUUUCCAUCUCCUCCAGUGUCAGCACUGAACUAGCGAGUUUUUCUCCAGAAGAGUAUUUUGUAAUUCCUGCCCAUUGCCGUUUGUGAGCUUGAGUUCUACAAGAACACCAGUAUUUAUGCGCAAGAGGUGCGUGCGUUAGUACAGGGGCGAACUCUGAAAAGGAGGUGGGUUUCUGUUCUUCCCACGGAGUUUCCUCUUUGCAGAAGGAUAUUGAUAACUCAUGAAGAUACACAUUUUUAACAUUAAAAGAUCAUCACUCAGAUUUAUGUAAGUCUGAAACAGCUAAGGUGAUUUUUAUUUUUUCCUGGGCUUUGCUCAGAGGGAAUGGUAAGAAGUUUGCUGUUCUCAUUGCUUGUUUGUAGAAAGAAUAUUGCUCUAUUAGUGUUCCAAAUACGGCGGGUGGGGGAAGGGGGCUGUUCUUUCAGAAGCGAUCAGGUCGUGGCCCAUUUGUUCCCUCUACCGUGGAUUGCAGCUGUUUAAAAUGGCCCGGCCGAGUGUUUCCGGAAAGCGUGGCUUUUUGGUGGUGUAAGAUUGCUGCUGAUACUUAAACACAGUCAAGGGCACGAGUCUACGGUGCGUCCUGGGCUUGGGCAGAGCUGGGAAGUCAGGCCUUGGGGCCUCAGGUCAGAUUAGCCAGGGCGCUGACGGGCCGCCUGUCUUUAGGCAGUUCGGUUCACUUCUCUGGUCUGUAAAAUUAGUUGAUUACAUGGCUUCCUUCCCAGCUCGAGGACCUCUUCUUAACCAGUGAGCUGUGGUGUAUCGGGAGGUAGUUCUCCAGGGGUCUGUCUCAUUUCUGCAAGUGUUAGGGGUAAAGCACUGGCCAUCUCUGCUCCACGAUCUCUUCAAGGCAGUUUGAAGAGAAUACGACCUCGGGAGAGAGGACAUCUUCCUCCAGAGCCAAGUGAUGCUUUUCUUACUGACCCGUGUAAUCAAGGUAUGUCUCACCGAAGCAAAGGUCAGGCCGGCUUGCUGUGUGUUUAUUGGAGACUCAGGUUCCCAAAGCCCUGCUUCCUCUCCCGGGACACGACACCCUGCGUGCAGGCAUCACCUGGCCCGCUCUGGGCUGCGUGUGGAGGUCGCCUGGGGUAUCAACACAGACGCCGGGGCUCUGGUGCCUCCUCCUGCUGUGAGUUGCCAGCCCCUGCUCUCUGGCCCGGGAGCCUCAAGUCUCCUGCCAGCAGCCGGGAAGCUGGCGGGUCUUCUUCUAAGCCGGCAGGUGGGGAGAACUUACCAUGUUUCACAGUUGUUGGCAAUAUGUUCCCGGCUCAGCAUACUCUAUGAAUGGAAAUUUUUUUUUACAAAUGUCAAUGAUUAAUUUAUUGUGCACCACCCAUAGUGUUAUUUCUAUCACUGAGGAGAUGUUACUGUCAUGCAGUACCUUUAAAGUGUUAAAUCCCUCUACUCUCUAAGGAAAAAGUGAAAAACGGGGCAACACACAGCCCCACCCUCUCCUUUUUGCCAAUAAACAGGUAUUUCCCUGAUUUUUAAAUUCUCUGUCGACCAGAAGUGAUGGUUCUAUGCCACUAGUUUAGUUAUCAGAACAGGGUGAUUGUAGGUUACCCUGUUAACCGGCUUCAGGGGAAGAAAUUCUUACGGAUUAACUCGAAGUAGCUCAUCUUGAUGUGAUCUCAGCCGGAGGUGGACAACAGGUGGCCAUCUGCACCCUCAUCACCACGCAUUGUUUUCUAGGUUGUCUCUGAAUUAUCUUUCUCAAGUUUAAUAAUCCGAAAUCUUUAUCCUUCUUGUGUAAACUCUUUGAAGCAGUUUCAGAUUUACAGAAAAGUUGUGAGAGUGGCACAGAGAAAUCUUCAUAAAACACCCCUUUCCGGUGUUGCCGAACCUGUGAAGGAUAAGAUCUUUGUGCAGCAGACCCGGUGCAGGGUCGUGCCGGCACCUGCACCCUCUUCACCCGGGACGCCCCUCCCCAUGUCGCCGUGGUUCCUGUUACCCUGACGUCUGAAAGCUAGUUCAGCAGCCGCCCCCGCCCUGCCGUGCCUUCCGGUUGGGCCGGGUCCUGCGUCACAGAGGUGAUGCUCUUCUCAGUGCGUCUUAUCAAGGUGACACGCAGUGUCCACGUGUCCCAUGACUGAUGCUGUCGGUGUCAACCCUGUAACCAUUUCCCCUCUGUAACCGGUGAGUAUUUGUGAGAGGCUCUGCGACCACGCGGCCAAGUGCCUCAUCCCGCCGACAGCCUGUGUGGUACCCCGGCGUCUCCCUGCUUGCAGGUCCCUUCAUUCCCUCUGUCAUCAGGAGCUGGUAUUCCACUUUGAGAACGGGCUUCCUGUUCUCCCUCGGUGGUUUAUUCUUGUGUUUAUGGUGGUUCGGGCUUGUGGCUUCCUGUUUUAUUUCAUGGCUGCAUCCAUCAGGAUCCUUACUUAUUUUGACUCUCAAAUAGUCCUGGAUUUGGCCAGUAGGGGCUCCUUCAGGUAGCUUUGAGUCCUUUUGACAUGCCCACGUUACUCUCUGAGCGCUUUCUUACUUUCUGGCCCAAGAAAUUGUUCCCUUUCCCUGUCCCAGCGCUGGAACCAGCCAUUUCUUCCCGAAGCCCUGGCUCCCUCUAGUGGAGCGUGGUAUUUAGAAGCCAAGAGCUGAGUGGUGGGGGUGGCGGGGGGGGGGAAGAGAGAGAGAGAGUGUGAGUGAGUGUGUGUAUGUAUGUGUGUGCGUGUGUGUGCGCGCGCACUCAUCAUCGAUCUGAGACUUUUCACCCGUCUACACGUGAAACCAUGGGGUCCCAUAGAUGCUCCAACACUGCAGGCUUCAUCCCCUCCCCCUCCAACAGUGAGAGCCCCGCCUCCGGACGCACAACCAACUCCUGCAGCUUGGCUGGCUCCUGGCUGCCUGCAGGCCCUGCCCUCGUUUCCUCCCUCCUCAGCGGGGGAAGCGAGCAUCCACACGGACUCGCAAGCACUCUGGGGUCCCCCCGCCUCGGUCACUGCAGCAGCCUGUGUUGCUUGUUUUGCUCUGAGGUUUGGCUGCCAAGGUGCAGAGACAGGCGUCCCCGAGGAGGGCAGGACGUUGCCCACCUGUGCAGCAGACCCGUUAUCAUAAGUGAUUUUGCCACAAUUCAUGUUAAGGGAGGUGAACCGGUCACUGACCUCUGGGUCCAGUGGGUGUCUUCCACGGGCAACGUCCCCACCUCCCCGGGGGGCCUUCGUCAGAGGCCAGGUUCUGCCCCCCGAGGUGGGCGGGGCCUCCCAGGGCUACCGUGCUGCUGGUGCAGUUGCCAUGGGCACAGCCGCCAACCCAGCGCCUCCCGGGCCAUCAGGACACCCCCUCGGGGGCUGUUGUGCACCCUGUCAGUCACUCUGUCCGCGCUCUGCUCCAAAUCUCUCCUUAAUUUAGCACCAGCAUCUGGAACUAGGCUGCGAGCAGCAGGGGCCCCAGCUGGUCUGGAUGCGGUUGAAGCACUGGUCAUCUUAGGCGUGCUCUCGGGUAUUGACCGAGCAACGAGUUUCUGGAGUUGGGCAAAUGCUGUCAAAGGACGUUGCUCCAGGGUCGUGCACUGGAGUGAACAGCCCGCGGUGGUUACCCGUCCCUCGGCUUCACCGGGCUGCGAUUGCGCACCCCCUGCUUACGCGGCUUUGCCUAGGAUUCCCUGACUCUUCGCUACUUACAAGAGAAAAAUCGCCACAGAAAAUGCACUGAGAUGCUUCACUUCAUGUUACCUUUUUGGGGAAAGAAGGAAGCGUCCUCCCUGCAAAGUCCUGUGGUUUAAUUAAAACUCUUGCCAGAUGGGGGUCUAGGACAUACUUGUCGCUGCACGAGAAACACAUACCUGCUGUGGAUUGACUGGUGCCCCUCCCCACACAAAUCCAUCUGUUGGAGCCUUCACUCCCAGUGUGACAGCACUUCUAGGAGCUAAUCAGGGUUUAAGGGCGGUCUCAAGGGUGAGGACUGGUGCCCUCAUAAGGAGCAACACCAGCAGUGUGUCACGUGCCCAGAGGAGGGGCCGCGGGGAACCAGCAGGCAGGUGGCGUCUGGAGGGCGGCCUCCCCAGAAUCCCCCUGCCAGCACCUUGGCCGUGGGCUUCCAGCCUCCAGAACCCCGAGCAAAGAAAAUAUCUAUUGUUUCAGCCGCCCAGUCCGUGGUAUAGUGUUACGACAGCCCUAAUAGACUCAAUUAAAGACUUGGCUCUUCUCGUUUUCAGAUGCUACAAGAAGGCUUUUCUUUCCCUAUUUCAGUGUUUUCCUCAUGCCCCAGUUCUCUCUCCUCCCAAAAUCCCAAUUCCAAUUUACAGCCCGCACCCGAUUUAUGAAGCCAGCCCCACGGAUUGAGCCGACAUCCUCUCCGCUAACCUCUGACCUGCUCCCGACCUCAACCCUCCCUCCAGAGGUUGUUCCCGCCGGGCUGGGCACCCUGGACCAGCUCCUCGGACCAUCCUCCGCCCAGAUGGACAGGAGGCCACAUACGUUUCUCGGUCUGGACCGAGUGGCGUGGAGGUGACUGUGCAGAUUGAUACGAUAUCUUGGAAAGCGUGAUCAUUGUGGUUUCCUGUCCUGGUGGGAAGAGCCUUUCUCGGUUCAAUAGACCCUCCCGAUACCUCUAGACCCUGCGAGCGAUGGUCCUCGGGGUGAGCACAGUGAGAUGGGGAAGAGUGUCCCGGCUGGGGUUCCAGCACCCACUUCUCUUGGAGCUCCGCCUGGUAAACUAAUUUCCUUCAACUUGAGGGGGGUAUGCAGACCGCUUUGGAUAAAUGCUCAGUGAGAACACCCCUUCCGUGGUUCAUUUCCUAUUUUGCGUCAUUUUAGUAUCACAUUAUCAUGGUAAACGCUGUGUUAUUCUAGGACACCCCUUGGUUUACCACUUAAUGCAUUUUCUAUAUAUGUAACAUUAAAAUAGACUUGCCAACUGGAAGAGCAGAAUUGAAAAGAUGUGAUGUCUUUGCAUGCUUUUCCAAAUCCCUUGGUCUGAAGGGGUUUGGGGGUUGGCAUGGCUUGGAGUCUAUCUACCCCGUGGAUGGGGCCUCAGGCUACUGGGCAGGGCCGGCUUUUAUUGUCGGAUUGGACGCGCACAGCACGCUUGAGCCUGGGUGCUCCCUGAGGACGGCCAGUGUCACCCUGCAAUCGACGGGGAGGGCGCUUCCCUUGCUGGCAUUUGUGAGUUUCUCAGGGCUGCUCCUGAGACGGAAGGGAACCAGUGGUUUGUUAAAAGCAAAACAUAAGAUUUCCAUUUACCUUUUUGAAAGAUGAUUCUUGUAACCAAAAGCAACUAUACAUAAAAUUUCCAGUAUCGGUUAUCUUUGUCAUCGUCUCUGCGUGGCAAAAAGUCAUUUUUCAAAGGUUCUGCAGUUCAAGUUAACGGGGACUGGUAUGCUGGUAAGAUAGUGAAAUGUAAAUAUACUCUAAAGGAUUGUUUAAAGAUAAAUUAAAAAUUACUUUCCUUGUGAGUCAGAGACUCAGUGCCCUCACAGCGGCCUCUACUCCACCUUCUCUUAUUGAUACACAAACCAUCUGAUGAUAACUCGCCUCC